This is a messenger RNA of Coccomyxa subellipsoidea C-169, 663 nucleotides long. RefSeq names its product glycoside hydrolase. The transcript has 5 exons. The annotation marks the transcript as partial. NCBI's taxonomy places the organism in Eukaryota, Viridiplantae, Chlorophyta, Trebouxiophyceae, Coccomyxaceae. Gene Ontology annotation, molecular function: hydrolase activity, hydrolyzing O-glycosyl compounds. The record is from RefSeq and is a predicted model, not a curated record.
CAGUACAACGAGGAGGUUUGGAAGGCGAUCGAUUACAUCCUGGACCAGAUGAGCCAAAAUGGUAUCAGGGUCAUCGUGGCUCUCAUCGACUACUGGAAGAAGACCGACGGUUAUGCGGACUGGUGUGCGGGGGGUGACAAGGACUCCUUCUACACCAACUCCUACUGCCAGCAGAUCUACCAGAACCACAUCAAAACCUUCGUCAACAGCAGGAGAAACACAUACAACGGGCGGCUGUACAAGGAGGAUCCCACGAUCUUCGCGUGGGACAUCCUGAACGAGCCCCGGCAGACGGCAGGCGACUACUCGACUGUGCAGAAGUGGAUCGACAUGAUGGCUUCCUUCGUCAAGUCUGUCGACCCAAAUCACAUGGUGACAGUGGGCGAGGAGGGAUUCUUUGGUCCCAACGAUCCGCAUGUGAACUGCAACCCAUCCUACCCAGAUUCUUGGCCGAGCUACGAGGGGCAGGACUUCACCAACAACCACCGCUCCAAGGACAUCGACUUCACAGCGGUGCACGCGUGGCCUGACAACUGGAAAGUGUAUAGUCCGUCGUUCAUGACGCAGUGGGUCAAUUGCCACAUUGAAGCAUCCGCCAGCCUCGGCAAACCCAUGCUUCUCGAAGAGGUCUGCCCUUUUUCCUUCUGCUGUUUAAGCUCCUAG